AUGAAGGCCUCUACCAUCCUCGCUCUUGCCGGCGCUCUCGCCGUCUCUGCCCAGAGCUUCCCCGACAACUUCCCCGACUGCGGCAGAACCUGCGGCAACAACAUGCUUGACAAGGCUGGCUCCGAGUUCCAGUGCGGCCGUGAUGAUGCUGCCUGCUUGUGCAAGAACGUCAACUUCGGCUACGGCAUUCGCGACUGCUCUGCCGCUAUUUGCUCCGUGGCCGACGCCGAGACCGCCGUCAACUGGGCCAAGAAGUGGUGUGCUGAUGCCGGUGUCACCAUCAACCCUGGUGCCGGCUCUGGCUCUGGCUCUGAUGGCUCUGGCUCUGAUGGCUCUGCCUCCGUCACCACCUCCACCGUUGUCUCUACCGUCACCUCCGACUCUGCCACCAGCACCGUCACCUCCGUGACCACCGUCUCCGAUGGCGCCGGCGCUGGCGCUGGUGGUUCCGCUAGCUCUGCCUCUGGCGACGCCACUGCCAUCACCACCAGCGAGUUCACCUCCACCUUCACCAGCGGCGAGUCCACCAUCACCAGCACCGGUACCACCACCAUCUCUGGCGUCUCUGGCGUCGCUGGCGCUACCUCUGUCCCCGAGACUACUGUCACCAACCCCGUUGUCUCUACCGUCACCUCCGAGAGCUCCACCUUCGAGACCACUGUUGGUAGCACCACUUUCACCUCGUCCAUCACCGGCUCUGCUCUCAGCUCUGCUCUCCAGAGCCAGGCCUCCAGCGCUUCCAGCGAGGGUGCUGCUCCUCAGCAGACCGCCGCUCCCAUUGCCGGUUUCUUCGCCGCCGCUGGUCUCGCCGCCAUGCUUCUCUAA
This is a messenger RNA of Sordaria macrospora k-hell, 825 nucleotides long. RefSeq lists its product as uncharacterized. NCBI's taxonomy places the organism in Eukaryota, Fungi, Ascomycota, Sordariomycetes, Sordariales, Sordariaceae. The record is from RefSeq and is a predicted model, not a curated record.